This is a messenger RNA of Cryptococcus deneoformans JEC21, 3625 nucleotides long. RefSeq lists its product as hypothetical. The record is from RefSeq and is a predicted model, not a curated record. The coding region runs from base 427 to 3510 and encodes 1027 amino acids. Lineage: Eukaryota; Fungi; Basidiomycota; Tremellomycetes; Tremellales; Cryptococcaceae. The transcript has 10 exons.
CGUCUUUUGUCGAUCAUUAACGUUAGACACGACACUCCCCUAGAAGAUUCCAACAAUCCCCUCGUCUUUCCAGCGACGACCUUCCAUCCACAACCUCCAUACCAGAUUUCGGCCCCAUAGUGCACCUAACACUGCUGGCGCGCCUAACUGACCUAUGACGGAAACGAGACUCCACAAUUGGGUAACGAUCGUCGCCAUCAUGGGCGUUGAUCCUGACGAUUAAAAGCAUAAUGGAGGGUUCCUGAUGAUGACUCUUAGAUAUAACAUUACCUCUGAUGUCAGUAGAAUUGACGUCAUGCAUGGUCCACUUUCGAUGACGACAGAGUCGACAGAUGAUAUAUAUGAACAGCAGAAAGCAAUAGGACCACAAUGUCUCACAUUCCCUCCACUCUCUCCUCUUUUUGCCAGAUUAAUUGAAUAUUACAGAUGUCACAAUUAGGACAGAAAAAGCAACCCCCAACUCCGAGCAAGACGCCCAAGAAGGCUGCGCAGAAUGCCGAAAAAGGUGCAAGUGGUGCCCUCGGCAGCGUGAAAGAUACCGCCGGCGGUGCGACAAAGGCUGCAGGAGACACUGCUAGCGGAGCCACAAAACAGGCUCCUAGUCCAGCCAAAGACGUUGGCAAGAAGGUCGGAGACACUGCUGGCGGAGCCACAAAACAGGCUCCUAGCCCCGCCAAGGACGUUGGCAAGAAGGUCGGAGACACUGCUGGCGGAGCCACAAAACAGGCUCCUAGUCCCGCCAAGGACGUUGGCAAGAAGGCUGGAGACACUGCCAAAGACGUCGGUGGUAAGACCUCACAAGCCCAGAAUCCGACGACGCCAAAGAAAACGCCGCAAACCAAGCAGGCCGUCGAUAGUCCAACAAAGAAGGUCGGCAAGGGCGCUGAUACAAUCCAAAAGCAAGGCAAGGACGUAGCAGAGCAAGCGCAGAAGCGAGAUGUUAAACCUGCAACCCAAGGCAAGGACGCCGCAAAGACAGCGCAGAAGCAAGGUGUUGAACCUGCAACCCAAGGCAAGGACGUCGCAGAGACCGCGAAGAAGCAAGAUGUUGAAGGCAAAGUCCCAGAAGAGGCAGGAGCCCCCAGGACCCCUCAGCAAGAAUCUGACGACGAAGACGAAGAAGAAAACCAAGACGACAACGAAGACGAACAGGAAGAAGACAAUGACGAACCAGCAGCAGAAGAGCCCGAGGAGCAGGAUCAAGACCAGGGCGGUUCUGAGGCAGAGUCAGGCGAUGAGGACGUAGCUCAAGCUGAGACUCAGGAUGAACCUGCUAGUGAUGAAGGCGAAGAGCAAGACGAAGAGCAAGUCGAAGAGGAAGACGAAGAGGAAGACGAAGAGGAAGACGAAGAGCAAGGCGAAGAGCAAGACGCUGAGCAAGCCGCUGAGCAAGACGAAGAGCAAGGCGAAAAGGGGGAGGUUUCCUCGGGCGACAACCAACCUGUACCCGAGGAUCAGGAAGGCGGCGCCGAUCAAGCUCUAGACGAAGCCAAUGACGUCAAACCCGAGUUCACAAGCCCUCUGACCGUUGACCAAGCUGGCAAGAUCAAAGACGCCGAUGACCGGACUAUCGCAAAUAUGUCUGAGGAGGACGCCCAAAACCUCGAAGGCUCAGAGAUCGCGGACAUUGAUGCUUCUGGCAACCUCAUGAACAAGGAUGGCGACGUGAUUGGUAACGCACAGCUUGCGUCUGAGCUUGACCAGGCCGAAGAGCAGAUAGACUUUAGCGUGCUCAAGGGUCUCAGUCCCAACAAAGCCGGUAAUUUGGUUGCCAAGGAUGGCGUCACCGUCGGCAAAGUCGUCGACGGCAACCUCAAAAAGCUCCAGGGUCGACGAUGUACCGCAAAGGGCGAAUUCUUUGACGAUUCAGGCAAAAAGAUUGGACAAGCCGAGCCUAUUCCAGAAGACGAGAGGUCGAAUCCAGAAGGCGCACCUUUCGAAGACUUUGAAGGUGCUACAGUCCAGAAAAAUGGCGAUGUAGUGCACAAUGGAGAGAAGGUUGGCGAGAUCGUCGAAGGAGACGCAAAGAAGAUUGCAGGAAAGACAGUCGAUGCCGACGGCGACGUUGUCGACAAGUCUGGCACAAUCGUCGGCAAAGCACAGCGAUGGUACGAGCCAGAAGAGCAGGAGCCAGAGAAGACCGAUCUCUCUCUCCUCGCCGGCAAUCGCGUCAACAAGAGUGGCUACGUUGUCGAUAAUUCUGGCAAGCUACUCGGGCGAGUGGUCGAGGGCGAUCCUGCGAAGCUAGCUGGCAAGAUGUGCGACAAAGAGGGCCAGAUUUGGAAUGAAGGUGGUAGCGUCGUAGGACGCGCGGAGCUGUUGCCCGAGUCUGAGCGCGAAGGACAGAAAGAAGGUCCCUUCUCCGAUUUCCAGCCUGCAACCGUCCGCAAAGACGGCAAGGUUAUUGACAAUUCGGGAACGGUCGUUGGACGUCUGACUGAGGGCGAUGCCAAGAAGCUUCACGGCAAGUCAGUCGAUGAGCAAGGCGACGUUGUCGACAAGAACGGCAAUAAGAUUGGUGCUGCCGAACGAUGGGAAGAAGAGGAGAAAGAAGAGGAGAAGCAUCCUGCUGCCGGUCUCAAGGUUAACAACGAAGGGGCUGUCAUCGAUAGCAACGGAAACACCGUGGCCAAGCUUACAGAGGGCGAGAUCGCACGAUGCCGAGGCAAAGAAGUCGACAACGACGGAGAUGUCUUAGACGCCAAAGGAAAGAGUAUCGGCCACGUAACGCUCAUGCAGGAUCUGCCUAAGAGAGACGAAGCUGCCGAGCAGAAGAAAGCAGAGGAAGAGGAAGCACGAAAGGUAGCCGAACAGAAGGAAGCAAAGGAAGAGGAAGCACGAAAGGAAGCCGAACAGAAGAAAGCAGAGGAAGACGCAGAACGUAAAAAGAUAGAGGACGAGGAGCUCGAGAGGCUCGAAGGCGACAGCAAGCUGGCUAAACGCAUGGCUUACGAAGUUGACAGUACACUUGAUCGUGUCAAGCCUAUACUCGAAGAAAUGACGGACUUGAUCGAGGAUGCGCACUCCAAGCCGAAAGAGGAAGUCAACCAAGAAGAACUUGUGAAGAAAGUGAAGCCCCUUAUUCAAAAGAGCUCGGACAUCCUCAACCAGUGCAACUCCAACAUUCGCGAGAUGGAUCCCGACGGCCGAAUGCAGCAACAGUCAAAGGAGAAUGCUGCCACUGGUGAAGCUACUCCAGAAGAGCGACACCUCGCUGAAGGCCUCAAGAAGCUUUCGACAGAAGUCACAGAUGCUAUCAGGAAGGGCAAGAAGGGUAUCGAAGGUAUGCCCGAAGCUAAGAAGGGGAUCAGUCCACUUUGGCACCUGCUCGAGCAACCAUUGGUGCAAAUUCUUGCAGCAGUCGGGUUACUCUUGUCCGGUGUUCUGGGCCUUGUGAACCAGCUCUUGGGCGGGCUUGGUCUGAAUGGCCUGCUCGAUAGUCUCCUUGGUGGAUUGGGUCUUGACAAGCUCCUAGGCGGUCUUGGAAUUCCUAAACUUGGUGGAAAAUAAUGUGACUGCGAAACAAGGACGUGGACCGACAUUGGAAAAAUCACAACUCCUGACGUACAAAUGUAGCUCUAAUAACCACACACACGAGUAGCAAUUAUUUAAGUACUGUAGCCAU